Phyllostomus hastatus (greater spear-nosed bat) is the source of this 3415-nucleotide messenger RNA. It is a transcript of the gene SIGLEC11, whose product is annotated as sialic acid binding Ig like lectin 11. The record is from RefSeq and is a predicted model, not a curated record. Gene Ontology annotation, molecular function: sialic acid binding. Gene Ontology annotation, biological process: cell adhesion. Lineage: Eukaryota; Metazoa; Chordata; Mammalia; Chiroptera; Phyllostomidae. The transcript has 10 exons. Gene Ontology annotation, cellular component: plasma membrane. The coding region runs from base 1 to 1821 and encodes 606 amino acids.
AUGCCCGAGAAGUCCCAAGAAGAGGCUCCCAAGGUUCCUCUUCUGUGGAUGGUCCCCACCCCCAUCUCCUCCAGAAGCUUCCUGUUGGAGCUUCCUUCCAGGCUAGACAGGCAGGCCCAGAAGCCAGAUAGUCCAGGAACAGGCCCAGCGCCGGGGACCCCGGAGAUGCUGCGGCUGCUUCUGCCCUUGCUGUGGGCAGGGUCCCUUGGGAAGGAUCCAGGAGGGUACAAACUUCAAGUGCCAGAAUCGGUGACGGUGCAGGAGAACCUGUGUGUCCACGUGCCCUGCACCGUGACCUACCCCCGGGUCGGCGGGAACGACUCGACCCCUCUUUAUGGCUACUGGUUCCUGAAAAAGAAUAAUCUCACAGAACUCCUGGCCACAAACAAGAAAAUCAAGAAAGUGAAAAAGAAGGCCAGAUUUUCAUUCUACUUCUCUGGGGGCCCCGGGGACAACAACUGCUCCCUGAGUAUCACAAACGCCCAGAGGAGCCACCGAGGAAAGUAUUACUUCCAACUGGAGAGAGGUCUUGUGAACCGCAGUUACCCAAGUAACCUCGUCACGGUGGACGUGACAGAGCUGACACAGAUCCCCGACAUCCGCGUCAAGGAGCCCCUGGAGUCGGGCUGCCCUGCCUACCUGACGUGCUCCAUGCCCGGGGCCUGCGAGCCCCUCACCAUCACCUGGACUGGGGCUGUCCUCAGACCCCUGGGGCGGGACCAGGCGGCCUAUAACUCCUCGGAGAUCCUGCUCACCCCUCACCCGCAGGACCACGGCACCAACCUCACCUGUCGGGUCACCUUUCCCAGGACUAGUGUGAGCAGGGAGAGGACCCUCACACUCAACGUGUCCUACGCUCCACGGAACCUGACCAUCAGCGUCUUCCGAGGAAGCCCCAGAGAACUGGAACACGUGGGGAACGGCUCAUCUCUUCCGGUCCGGGAGGGAGACUCGCUGCGCCUGCUCUGCGUCGCGGACAGCAACCCUCCCGCCACACUGAGCUGGGCCCGGGGCAGCCGGACCCUGAGCCCCUCCCAGCCCUGGAACCCGGGGGUCCUGCAGCUGUCCCGGGUGGAGUCGGGGCACGAAGGCGAAUUCUCCUGCCGAGCUCAGCACCCGCUGGGCUCCCUCCAAGUCUCCCUGCAUCUCUCGGUGCACUACCCCCCACGGCUGCUCGGACACUCCUGCGCCUGGGAAGACGAAGGUCUGCGCUGCAGCUGCUCCUCCCGAGCCGAGCCGGCCCCCUCGCUGCGCUGGCGGCUGGGGGAGGGGCUGUUGGAGGGGAACCCCAGCACCGCCUCCUACACCAUCACUUCCAGCUCCGCGGGGCCCUGGGCCAACAGCUCCCUGAGCCUCCGCGCGGGGCUCAGCGCCGGCCUCAGGCUCAGCUGCGAGGCUGAGAAUGUCCACGGGGCCCAGAGCGCCAGCGUCCUGCUGCUGCUGCUGCCAGGGAAGCCCGAGCUGGGGAAACCAUUCCUCCUGGGGGCUGCCGGGGGAGCCGGCGUCGCUGGCCUGCUCAGUCUCUGCCUCUGUUUCAUCUUCUUCAAAGUGAAGACCCGCAGGAAGGACAUGCCUGAGGCUGCAGCUGGUGGGACGGAUGCCCCCUCCCUGCGGGGUCCCACCUCCCCGGGUUACCAGCAUAAGUGCCCACCAGGCAUCCGCAGGGACCACUCGGCCCCGGCAGCGGCCACGCCCACCUCGGGGGAGGAGCACGAGCUCCAUUACGCCUCGCUCAGCUUCCAAGGGCUGAGGCCCUGGGAGCGUCCGGACGAGGAGGCCACCAGCAGCACCGAGUAUGCCGAGAUCAAGAUCUGCGAAUAAGGACCCCCAGCUCCGGCGACCUGUGGCUGGAAGACCCAGGGCUUCUCCGGGAAGGGAGACAUCAGGGGCAAUUACUGAGAACGAGCUAACGACAACUGUGCGGGUGUCCCAGUGGUGUGGUGAUGGGCGGAACUGGGCUCGAAUUUCAGCCCCAUCACCAAUCAGGAGCACGAAUUCGAGCACGUCACUGUUACUUCUCAGUGUCCCCUCUGUAACGUGGACACGAGAAACCUAACCCGUAGGGCUGUGGUGGGGCGUCGACGCAACAAUGAACAGUAAAGCGCUGGACAGGUGCGCGUGCGCAGAGGUCCCCGCGCCUCAGGUCACGCGUUUUCUCAGGGCAGCCCGCCUGGAAUUAGGGUCCCGGCAUCCUGAUGGGGACCACUCUGCAGAGCUGUUUCAGCUCCAGGGCUCCCUGAAGGCCUGGGCAAGGCUGUCGCUGGGCGGCAAUGCAGCUCCGCCCCACCUGCCUGUGACCCCUCCCCUCCAUAGGGACCGCCUCCGGGGCAUGGCCGCUGCGCACUGGUCUCUCAGAGCGAGCUUCCUAGAAGCCCCAUUUGUUUUUUGUACCACACACACAAAAAAUCAUUCACUGAUGACCUGAACUAAGUGAUAGCUUAUCUAAUCACACACCUCUUUCUUUCAUUCUAUGCCCCUGACACUUUGGUUCUCCUUAACCAUUUCUUUUUGCAGAGGUUGCUUAUAAAAUUCCUUGCCGUUACAGCCUAUGUCCCAUUUACUUUGGAAUUUGUUUUCACAGUGGUCACAUCCAACUUAUUUUGUUUGCUUUUGCAUUGAUUGCCCAUUGAGUUUCCCCCGCAGUUUGCAUUAAUAGGAAAACAUGAGCGUGCUGAGCCAACACAGUAAACAGGCUUUGGCAUAAAGUGAACACCUUUGUGCCCUGGAUUGAGGCAGGAGCCAGCACAGAAAGAACUCUGAGACUGCAAUACUGUCACUGGCCAGCAUCUAGCACCCUGGUUGCCAGGAAAUGCCUUUUACCAGUUAGGUGGAAUAAAUAAUAAACCGAGGCAGGGAGGAGGAAGGAGACAAGUCUCACAAGCUAACUCGGGCAGGCCUGAGCCUGGUCUGAUAAUAUUGCCAGGUGUUCUAACAUCACAAGAGACACUAUAUUAGCAAGAAAGGAGGGAAGUCCUUGAAAGUCUAUGUAACAUUUCCACAGUCUGGGAAAGAAAGCUUUGAAACUGUGCUUUCAUCCCAAUGCCUGAAUGUGGGAGAGGGUCCCCGGUGCCCAUAGAAAGAACCCAUAAAAUAACUUUGGUUAAUUGCCUAUCUCUGGUCACUAUCUGUUUUACCAGGGAGUCUCUGAUGCUUACAGAAAGAGCCCAUAAACAACUUUGGAAAGUGCCCCAAUUUUAAUUAACUGCCUUCUGUCAUGUAUUUGUUUUAAAACAAGGUGAACAAAUGGGGCCUGGAGCAAGAUAAGGAUUUGGGGUAACAGACCCCUGCACAUACCUGAGUUUGGGUAGUCACAUCCCCUCAGCAAAGCUGGCACCACAUUUACCCAUUAAUCAAUAUGUAACUUUUUUUCCAUCCUAUCCCACCAACUAUAUAAGUCCUCAGUACAAAGGACUCU